Molecule: messenger RNA, 2783 nt
Organism: Micropterus dolomieu (smallmouth bass)
Lineage: Eukaryota; Metazoa; Chordata; Actinopteri; Centrarchiformes; Centrarchidae
Gene: sytl1
Product: synaptotagmin-like 1
Exons: 16
Coding region: 238-1857 (539 amino acids)
Biological process (GO): intracellular protein transport; exocytosis
Cellular component (GO): plasma membrane; exocytic vesicle
Molecular function (GO): neurexin family protein binding; small GTPase binding
Source: RefSeq, a predicted model, not a curated record
CUCAUGCUCAGCUCCCAGCUGACCGCAGCCCCUCUGGAGGGCGUGGUCACUGCGUUUACGCUUCACACAAACCUCGACACACACCACACUCAUAACAACUUUUCGCCAAACUUUUCACUGAUGGAACUUGCGGAAGCUGUUAAGUAAGCAUUUUGUUCUUCAGGCCUCAAGAAUUUAUGAAACAACGGAAACACUGAGGACUGUGCUUCUUUUUAAAGGACCAUAGGGCAAAAAGAGAUGGAGGGGGAGCGGGCGCGGGCAGACUCUACUCUUGACUUGAACCACCUGACAGAAGAAGAGCAGUCCACCAUCCUGCAGGUCUUGCAGCGUGACUUGGAGUUGAGUCGUCUCGAUGAAGAACGUGUAAGAAGCCUCCAGGAGACAGGGACAGACCCGACACGUCUGCGCACACUGUCGGGGGCAUGGUUCAGUGAAGAGCGCAGCAAACGCCAUCGCAACCGGACGUCGGGCAGCGCUCUCGUCCACUCCACCAUACAACACAGGAAGACAAAGAGCAGAGAUGUGCCAUUGGCUGGACUGUUUAAUGGAGAGAUAGGGGAAACCUCCCACAACAACAACAACAACAACACCUCACCUGAGGCUGAGAGAAGACUGACGGACAGCAAAGAAGAGGAGAGUGAAGGGAGUCAAGGAAUAUCAAAACCUACACCCACACCCAGAACAAAAGCACCCGUUGCACAGGUUGUCCUGCAUAGAAAUAGUUCCUCAUCAUCCAAAGAGUGUGAAAGGAAAAGUAAUGGCCACUCAGAGGAACCUGAGGAAGCCUUCAAUGGUUACAGCGAGGACACUGACUCCUUAAGCAGCAACCUGACAGAGGCAGAUCCAGCUUCACUGAAAACCAGCAGCUCCACCGGCAGCAUUCAGUCAGGCUACACGCUCAGUGGAAGCAUGAUGAGUCUGUUCAGUACGGGGGAUUUUGAAGCAGUGGAGGUGACGGGCCGUAUCCAAUUCUCAUUGGUUUACAACACCCAGAAGGAGGAGCUGCAAGUGAAAGUGUGUCGCUGCGAGGACAUUGCAUCAGCACGCAAGAACCGCUCUGACCCGUAUGUAAAAGCCUAUCUCUUGCCGGACAAGUCGAGUCACAGUAAGAAGAAAACUUCAGUGAAGAAGAAGACCCUAAACCCAGUCUAUGAUCAGACUCUCCGAUAUAAAGUCCGCAUCGGAGAGCUGCGGAGCCGGACCUUGAACCUGUCUGUGUGGCAUGCCGUGUCCCUGGGGAGAAACGUGUUUCUGGGGGAGGUGGAGGUGUCUCUGGGCCUGUGGGACUGGACCUGCACUCAGCCGCUGUGGCAGGACCUGCAGCCACGGGUUCAUUUGAGUCCAGACUCCAUUAGCAGUCGCGGGACCAUUAUGCUCUCUGUUAAGUUCAUCCCAGAUGGAUUUGAGGGUGGUGGUCUGCCUCUGACAGGAGAGCUUCACAUCUGGCUUCGGGAGGCUCAAGGUCUCCUAUCCAACAAAGGGGGCCCUAUAGACUCCUUUGUUAGAAGCUACAUACUCCCAGAUGCUAGUCGGCAGAGUGGCCAGAAGACUCGGGUGGCAAAGCGCUCCAUCAGUCCUACCUACAACCACACCAUGGUGUAUGAUGGCUUCCACACCAGCGACUUGAGAGACGCCUGCGCUGAGCUGACUGUCUGGCAGCGUGAAGGGUUAAAAAUGCGCGUCCUAGGAGGGAUUCGUCUCAGCUGUGGAACUGGUCAGAGUUAUGGGGAGGCCGUCAGCUGGAUGGACUCCACCGAAGAGGAGAUCGCUGUGUGGACCUCUAUGAUCGAAAACCCAAACCACUGGAUCGACACGACACUACCAAUCAGAACUAACCUCACCCAUCGGCCAGAGUGACACACUUUGUCCACAAACACACAUUCAUGCGUGUGUUCAUAUAAUGGCUGGACUGAAAGGACAUCCUCAGACCAUCGCCACAUUUAACCUCUCUGUCACAAUGAUAUGCACACGAACUGUUUCUGUUUUUACACACACACACAGAGGAGGCAGUAGAGAUGCAAUUUUGUGAAUUAAUGGCAUAGAUAUUUACAAUAUUUAGUUUUGAAACCAAAUCUUUCUGCAUUUAAAAUGUUUUACUUGUACGUUUUGGUUCGGUCUCUUUUAUCUGACAAAAGUGCAUUUGUAAUCCAUUGUAGUUACUUAAUUAAAUUUCAAACAUGAACUGAUGAAUCGCCCUUAUCUUAUUAAAUAAAAAUACCACAUCAAGCAUAGAUCAUUUUAAGAAAUGAAUAACCACAUAUUUAUUUAAGGUUGUUUCCCAGCCUUCUCAAAAUCUUUGGCACAAAAAAUUGGCCUAAUCACUUUCACCCUUAAGGAACAUGUAUUCUAAUUACUCAGACAAUUAUUAAGAUUUUGAGGUGUCAUUUCUGUAAUUGGAUGGGACAGAAAAGGCUUGUGGUUACAUGUGUUAAUUUUAUUCCUUUUGAUGGAUUAGCUAACUACCACCUUGUGGCCAGACUUUUAUACUUUUUAUACUAUACUCAACGCAAAUUACAGAUGGGGCAGUGAAGCAUAAGGUCAAGAUCACUAGAACAUAAGAGACAAUGUUUUGUAAUUUGCUGUUUUGUUUAAAAUUUUUUAACGUCAAUAGAAUCUAUGUACAUCAGGUAGCCAUCCAACCUUUUAACAUGAAAAGGCGUUAAGCAUUUAUCCAGUGAGUCAGAACUCCUGUCCAGCAGAUGGCGAUCUUAACAUUCCUGCUUCGGGUUGAUUUGAGACCGGACGUGGAGCUAUUUGGCUUCCAAAAUAAAGUUUCAAUAAGA